Messenger RNA from Xenopus tropicalis (tropical clawed frog), 10042 nucleotides. It is a transcript of the gene fam120c, whose product is annotated as family with sequence similarity 120 member C. NCBI's taxonomy places the organism in Eukaryota, Metazoa, Chordata, Amphibia, Anura, Pipidae. The record is from RefSeq and is a predicted model, not a curated record. The transcript is spliced from 16 exons. Bases 513 to 3632 code for a protein of 1039 amino acids.
UGCGCCGUACAGAUGGGAGAGAUUUAGGCUGUACUGCGGAGUACGGUCUGAAAGUCAUUACGAAACACAAGGAACAACCGUCAGCAGUUCUACUGGGAGAACUGCUUUACUAAAAACUCCACAUAGUUUGCGGGAGGAGUUUGCAAGCGGGGGAACCCUGGGAAAUGAAGUCCAAGCGGCCCUAGGUUUUUAUCCCUAAUACAGCUUUAGGUACUACACGUCCCAGUGUGCGUCGCGCUUUAGUAAGUGCCUGUGAGUAGGAGGGGGAGACUGGGGCGUAGCAUUGAGAGCCGCUGAAGAAGAAGGCGAUUAAGAUGGCGGCCUAUGCCGCGCAGGGACCCUCACCCACUGGCAAACCCUUGUGAGGAAGGACCCCCCGAGUCCAUAGCAGGACCUAGCCUUUCUUCCGUAAAUUAUCUGCAUCUGCUAGGCCGGGACACUUUGAGGAGGGGUUGUCUAUCGCCCUCCCCAGCUGUCUCUGUGCUUCUCUCGCCUCAGCCCCGCUCGGCACCAUGGGGGUGCAAGGCUUCCAGGAGUUCCUGGAGAAGCGCUGCCCGGGGGCCGUGGUACCCGUGGACCUGUUGAAGUUGGCCCGGACCGUAGCCAGACAGCAGCACAGGGCCGGGUUAUCGCCCGGGGGUUACCCACCGGCUCCUCCACCGCCUCCCCCACCUCCUCCGCAGCCCCCCUCUCCGGCUGCUCCCCCGCCCUGCCGAGUCCUAGUGGACGCUGAUUCUGCCCUGCAGCGUCUCUAUGGCGGCUACCAGACGGACUGGGUGUGCGGCGGCCAGUGGAACGCCAUGCUGGGCUACUUGGCAGCGCUGUCUCAGGCCUGCUUGUACCAGGGUGGCUUGGAGUUAGUAGCCAUGUUCAACGGCACGCUGGCCAAAGAAAGGCUACCAGAAUGGGCACGCAAAGCGCAAGGAGAGAGGCAGACGGCUCAGCUUAUAGUCAGCCACGUCGGGAACAAGGGCACCCCGCCCCCCCGGGCCUGGUUCCUGCCGCCCGCAUGUCUGGCUCACUGCAUCCGCCUGGCCAUGAUCCGCUUCCGUGUGAAGGUAUUUCAGAGCUUAGAAGAUCAUCACCUGGAGGUGGUAUCCUUUUUCCGUGAGAAUGGCUUUCAUGGGCUGAUCGCUCACGACUCUGAGUAUGCCCUUUGUAACAUCCCAUCUUACUACAGCUCCCAUGCCCUCAAACUCAGUUGGAAUGGGAAGAACCUGACCACCAACCAGUUCUUAAUGCAGGAAGUUGCCAAGCAGCUUGGCCUCAAGAUGAGCCACUUCCCGAUUUUUGCAGCCCUCCUAGGUAAUCAUAUCCUUCCUGAUGAGGAUCUUGCAGCAUUUCACUGGAGCCUGCUUGGACCAGACCACCCGCUUGCAUCUUUGAAGGUCCGUGCUCACCAGCUUGUCCUGCCACCCUGCGACGUUGUAAUUAAAGCUGUCUCUGAAUAUGUGGGAUCUAUUAAAGAUGUCUCUAACUUGGAUGUAGUAGGAAAGGAAAUCUUCAGGCACUCGCAGUCCAGGACAGAAGACAAAAUAGAACGCUUCAAGAAAGCUGUGGACUAUUAUUCUGUAGCGACGAAGCAGCGGCCGCAACCACUCAAUCCAUCUCCAUAUGUUGUUUCAGGUUAUGGACCUAACCAAUUUGGAGUACCUCCACAUCCUCAUAACCAAAUGGGAGGCAUGCCAGUUGGAAAACCAGUGUUUGGACACCAGAUGCCACCCAAGAUGCAGUACCCACACCACUUUAAUCCAGGCCCCAACUCAGGGUUCAUGUUUCCCCCCCAUCAAUUUGGUGACCUGCAGCACUUUCAUGAUGAGACCUUGCUGAAGACGGGGCCUUUCUCUGGGUGGUCUCUGCCAUACGAUUCAUCGUCCUCUAAGUUUCCUAAUCACCUAGCUCUGAAGCCUUCUCCUUCUUCUGGUCAUGAGUCGUCUCCAUCCUCUUCAUCAGAUGAAGAUCAGAACGGUGCUACGUCCAAUCAUGUUACAGAGGCCCGUCAGCAUAAGACUAACUGGGAAGAACCUACUGGGGAGAAGAAUUCUCAGUCCUGGGGUCAACAGUCAGGGUCUGGGGAUUCUAAUGCUAACCUUGGGCACAAUGAACAUCAGAUACCUUCCCUGCUUUCCAUGGCAACUCGGAACCAUAUGGAUAUCACUACACCACCCUUGCCACUUGUAGCUCCUGAGGUCCUGAGAGUGGCAGAGCACAGACACCGUCGUGGGCUAAUGUACCCAUACAUAUAUCAUGUCCUCACCAAGGGUGAGAUCAAACUGCCAGUCUGCAUAGAAGAUGAAUGCAAUACUGACCUCCCACCAGCUACCAUCCUGUUUCGUACCGCUCGCCAGUAUGUCUAUGGGGUCCUUUUUAGCUUGGCAGAGACUCAGCGGAGGCUGGAAAGGAUGGCUAUACGCAGGCGCCUGCCUGUAGAUGUCCCCCCAGUGAUUAUCAAGGAGUGGUCAGCCUACAAGGGAAAGUCUCCCCAGACUCCAGAGCUGGUAUCUGCCAUGACCUUUAGAGAGUGGACUUGCCCCAAUCUGAAGAAGCUGUGGCUGGGCAAAGCUGUAGAGGAUAAGAACCGCAGGAUGAGAGCAUUUCUGGCCUGCAUGAAGUCCGAUACACCCAGCAUGCUUAACCCAGCCAACGUGCCGACACACCUGUUGCUUAUGUGCUGCGUGUUACGGUAUAUGAUGCAGUGGCCCGGAGGAAGGAUAUUGCUCAGGCAUGAGCUGGAUGCUUUUUUGGCGCAGGCUGUAUCUGCACAGUUGUAUGAACCAGACCAGCUGCAGGAGCUGAAGAUCGAGAAAUUGGAUGCACGCGGAGUGCAGCUGGCAGCUCUUUUCAUGAGUGGAGUGGACACUGCACUGUUUGCCAAUGAUGCCUGCGGGCAGCCCGUGCCAUGGGAGCAUUGCUGCCCUUGGAUUUACUUUGACGGGAAGCUUUUCCAAAGCAAGCUAAUACGAGGGGGCCGGGAGAAAGUUCCUCUGAUUGAAUUAUGUGAUGGCCAGGCAGAGCAGGCAGCCAAGGUGGAGAAGAUGAGACAGAGUAUCCUGGAGGGGAUCAACUUAAACCGGCAGCCCCCUCCUCCUCUUUUGCCUCCCCCACCUUUCAUGCCCCCUAUGAUGCCACCAUUUUACCCUGUACCACUAUAUCCACGAGCCAUGGGUUCAAUGCCGCCUCCUCCACCAGGAAGAAAUAGAGGUUUUUCAGCGUUGCAUACUAUCCCCCCACAAGGGGGUAAGCUAGAAAUUGCGGGCAUGGUUGUGGGCCAGUGGGCUGGCAGCAAACCUUCACGUGGGAGAGGAGCCUUUGGCAUGCAAGUUGUCUCUGUCGGGGGUCCAGGAAAGGGGCGUGGGAGAGAACCUGCUGGCAAAGUUACAAAGACAAACAAAAAGGUGAACAAACCAGGCUCAUCUGAAAGCCGAAGUCCCUCCCAAGUAAACGGGACCAGCGGAAGCACCAAUGCAGAGGAAGAACCCAGUUCUCCAAACUUAGCAUGUGCCUUAUCUAGAGAGAGCAGCGACCCCUGCAGCAACGGCAGCUCCUCUCACUUCACAGGGAUAAGCAAUGAGGGCAGCGAAUCCUGCCAUGAUGAAAAGUUGGGCCCCGCGCCCCUGCAGAAGGAGGAGUGAGCUGCACAGAGACACAGAGCGAGGCUUUGCGGAGGAACAGGAGAGUGGUUAAGGGAGGUACAGAGAAAAAGGUCUUGAGAUGAAUCUCUGAUCAAUUCCCCCAAACUCAAAAUUUAUGAUUAUUUUUUUUUUCUGACUUGUUACCCCGCUUACUUGCAUCAGACUGGAUGGGGGUGGAGCUACCACUGCCCUGGGUCGUUGAACUUAAAGAGCAAAUGUGCCACUGGCUGAGUUCUGCACCUUAACCCUAAAAAUUGUCUAUCUUCCUCAGCUGGAAUGGUCUAAACAGAGUGUCAUCUGUUGUACAAUGAGAACGGCCCGUAACAUGGUGCUACACCGGCGUGUAGAUAUGCACCGGCACUUAGUAUUAAUUCCCUGGUGCCCUAUACCAAAAAUACAGUUUGGGGUCAGCCUUUUAAAUCCAAAGGAUUGCACUGUGGCCUCCCUUCCACUUUCCGCUCCUCCUGCCUCAGCAAAGGCAUUGCACUCGUGCCCGCUCACAAGAAACUGUAGAUAACAUGGAACUUUUUUUCUGAAUUUUAUUAAUAUUAUUUUUAUAUGUAUAUAUAUAUAAAUAUAUAUAAAUAUGGCCUUUGUACAAAGAGGAAUUUCAGGAGCGAGACUGUCACAGGCAGAUUUUUCCUGCCUUCAGCUGAAAUGAAGCCUGUAUUAAUGUCGGGUUGUCUCAUAAGCGAUGCAAGUUAGGUGGCAACUGGCCUUUCUGCUUGCCAGGGUUACAGGUCACUUAACUGUGAAAGUGUCGCCCAUCUCUGAAUAACUUGCAUAUAUUUAUAUUCUGCCCAGUAACCAAAUAAAUGGCAUUAACGUCUCCUCUAAGAACAGCAAGAGACUGCCAUUCUCUUAUCCUUAUACAUUUUUUGGGAGCAAAGACAGCUGUUCAUUCUGCAAGUGCUAAUGAGAUGGGGGCACUUAAGUUACUGGGAACCUUUGACCCUUACUUGCUAUAGAAGGUCAAGCAGUGCUUUACCAGCUCUAGGUUUAAGGGGCAAUAUGCCCACUAUUUUUAAACAGGGCUUGUGCUGAACAUACCUUUUGCCUAUUGCUUUAAUUAUGUUUUUUUUUUCUUUUUGUUGCAGCAAACAACAAAUUGAAAUCCAUUUCACUAACUGCUUAUCUCAUCUCCUGGUUAUGCUGAGCCACUGUUUGCAGAGGCAUACGUAGUAAUGGCUAUGGCACAUAGGAGAGAGAUGUUGCUGCGGCAAUACCAGUUUGCCAUGGGCAACAAAUCUCCUUUUGUGCCUCUGCACUAAUUGCCAGGCCAGAUAAGUGCUUUGUAUAAUGAGCUACUUAUCUCAAGGGAGGGGUUUGUUUAUAUGGAGCCGAUUCUUGAUUGGAACACAGCACAUGUUCAUAAGUGCUUUUCAAUUUCCCAUAAACUAGGAAAUGUGAAAUAUUUUCUAGGAUAGGCAGAACACAUGUUUAGUCUGAGCAAGUGCUGUUUAUAUGUAUAGGUAUAUACUCCCCUCUUCAACCUUUCUGGGAUGGAAGGGAAAGCAAAACCUUGCUUAGCAUCCAGUUGAACAUGACCCGGUGGUGUGAUGAAGCUGUAAUGUGAAUGAUUGUAUGCGUGCAACGUGUUGUCUGCCUGGGACAUAAUGGCAGAUUGGAAAUAUAUGCUGAGUACGUAUCCAGAGCUUGUCCGAUGGGACACGCUGUGUUUAUUGUGAAUACGCAUAUGUGCACAGGCUUUUUGUACAGAGAAGGAAGAGAGAUCUAUUUAUGUAACAUAUAAAUAUAUAUUUAGAUAAUACCACACUUGCAUCCUAAGCAGAACCAGUAUUCCUCAGGAACUCUGCUGCUGCUGGGGGGACAGUUUGUGGUGAUUUCUGUACCAUUUAACUCUGGACAUGUAACUCUCUUAACAGUGGAGGGCAACUGACGCUCUCGUGUCCAGCACUGCAUUCGGAAACCUUGCGCAUUGCCCACAUCUCUCAAAGGAAGGUUCUUCUAUAUAUAUAUAUUUUUUCUUUUCUGUGAUUGGUGUAAAGACGAAACUACGGUAGUGGUUCCCCUGCUUGAGCCUUUUGUUCAGUGUGUUACUGCGCCUCUAUCCGUGAAUUCACUCUGGUGACCAAGAAGUACUUCCUGCCCCAAGCUUAAGAGCAUUCCAAAGCUGCAUGUUUCAGGCCUUGGCCCACAUAAAGUAUUUUCACCUGCCUCCAGUCCUUUCACAGUUGUUGCAUAGGUACAGUUACAGUAACCAAAGGAAGGAAAGCUAUUCAGUUGGGCAUAUGGCUUCCAUGCUUCCCCACGUGUAUGGCCUGUCUUUUCUACAUAGGGUUCUGUCUCCUUAAUGACUGUACUUACUGCACUGUUGCUUAUAGAAGUUGUUGUUGCCAUUUGCGAGAUUAUAAUUUCUUUCAGCUUUUUCGUUACUUUUGUGCCCUUGCAAGGAAAAGGAUGGCCUUAAGGAAGGACCAGACAGCCCUUAGACAGACCCCAUUUUUUUUUCUUUCUGAGAUCAGCAACUUACAGCACAGCGUCCCCAACUGCUGGCUUUAAGGGGAUUGGAGGAUGCUUACAUAGAUAUUCCACGCUAGCGCCAAGGAAUGAGCUUUCCAGCUAAAGGCCAGUGUAAUUGGCAACAAUAUAUUUAAUGCUGUAGAUAAUUACACAGUAGAUUGUGCAUCUUUAAGUGUAUGGUAAAGAGCAACGUAAGCACAGGCCAAAUCUUCUCCCUUUUUUCUUUUCUUGAUCUACCUUCUUCUUUGUUAGUUUAAAACUGCAAAAUUAAAAACUAUAUACAUAAAAAAAAUAGUACAGGCCAGACUGUUAACAGUUGCCUAUGCUUGAUAUAGUUUCUAAAAAGGAUUGGAGGAGAGUCACCUUUAUUUCAUCCUAAGGAGGCGGCCUGCAGCAUGUUUGGCAGAGGACCAUAGAGGCUUUACGGCUCAGACAUAUCCUCUGUUUACUUACUAGUUUAAUAACCGACUCUUAGUUGGAUUGACUGGAAUAGUUGUAGCAAAUAUGACCUAAGAGUGCAGCCUUCAGCACAUCAUACUUACCAGCUGGCCAAUUGGUCUAUAGUGUUAUUUAGUGCUCUGCCUGCCCCCACUUCUGGUUGGGUGUUAUUGUGACAGUCCAGUAAAGGGGUUUGUAUCCGACUGUAGGAGUUGCAUCUUCCUGUGAUUUUAGCUGAUUUUUGCACCCUUAAUAUCUCUGCAAACCAGAGUUGCCCUCUUGGCCAUGUUUGAUCUGGUGAACCUUUGGUUCCCACGCAUAGUCGUGAAUGGCUUCUUUCUGUUGUUUUGGGCUGCGCUUUUGUGUUCUUUUUGCACUCGCUGCUUCGCGGCACUUUGUGGGGUAAUACCUUAAUAUUUUUUGGAAGCACUUCUGAUAUUUUUCAUUUUGCCAUUAGUUAUGUAGAAGUGGCCGGUGCUGCUUCUUUCCACAGUACUCACAGAGGAUGCUGGGAAUACCAAUAAUUCCAACGCACAAGGAAGUGUCGAACACUUUCAAGAGCACUAGUUGUCGUCUUGAUCCUCAGUGGAUCCCAUGUCUAUCCAACACAAAUAAUGGUUUCCUACACAAAUGGUUAGGAUACAAACAAUGCCAACAGUUUCCACUUCUAUUCACUGUUAUAAUAUUUUAUAUAUAUAUAUACUUUUUGUUGAGUUGUUCCCAUCCCGGUAACUAUAGUAAUACUCUGUGUCCUCAGCAGAGCGCGACGGAUUUGUCCAGCAAGAGGCUGGGGCCAGUGUCGCAGCUCUGCAUAAAAUGCAUUUUGUUCCAAUGUAAUACAAAAAGAAGGAAGGUCUCACACGUGACAGCCCCGGCAGUCAUUAGAGAUGCUUUUCCAGCGACUAUGGACAUCAGUGUUUCCAUCAUUCUAAAAGAUUGGCACCUUUGGGAGACGUACCAAGCUCUUUUCUACUGAUGAUGCCCCUGUUUGCUGGGACCACUUCCUUUAGGCAUCGUUCUCAGACAACUCCUGGGGACCUAGAACUUGGGAAUUAUGACUAUUUAUCCUCUGCUUAACUUCAUAUCUUCCAUGGAAUGGACUUGAGUUCUACCCAGUUGGAGAAUUCUUAUUUUUGUUCUUUCACCAUGGUUAGUGACUGUGCCUCGAGGCUAGUACUACAGGUACUGGCAAUACAGCCCUGCAAGCAAAGCGGGGACCUGUCCUGACCUUGAACAGGGGUGCAGUCACAAGCAGCCAACUGACAACUGUCACUGGCUUAAUACAUGUUUUGUUUUUUUCUCUAACAAUGUUUCACAGUUAAGGCUAAUUUUGAUUGUACCGAAACAUCCACUUUAAUUAUCAACCAUUUAUCGCCAUCUUGAUUUUUAAAUAUAUAGAAAUAUUUAAAAAACAAAAAAAGAAAAACAAAGAAAAAGACACCUUUUUGUAUGUUUGAACCUUACAUUUAUUGUACACAUUUAUUUAGCUGGUAAGAAGGGUGGGGGGGGGGGGGGGUACAGUCCGUCGUUCCUCUUCAUCGUGGCAUGUUGAAUCUGUUUCACUAACUUGUACUCAUUGAUGUUGAAUUAAGGUUUUUUGCUAAUCAUUUUUGUACCACGUAAUUGUUUCCAUCUCCACUUCAGCGCCAUCUCUGAACGCAAGCAUGCUGUGCUCCAAAUACCCCUGGCAGAGUUUGGAGGGCACGCCGCGGUAUUGACCUUCGGGCAGCGGAAAAGAACUUUUUCUCAGCAUGUUUAGCGUCGGGAUCCUCUGAAUGUGAAGCGAUGGUUUAAUACAAAGGAAAACAUUAUGUAGAAGGAAAAUAGUAGCUUUAUUUCUGUUAGCAUUGUUCGGUUACCCGGCUAGGUUUUACUUUAGGGUUAGGGGGGAGGGGCAGUUGCAUUUUUUUUUUUUAUAUAACACUGUUCUUUAUUAUAGUCACUUAAAUAUGUAUCUGUGAUAAGUUCCUAAACCCCUGCCCCCAGCUUGUAUGUUCUGCCAUUCGUAUGGCUCUCUUCACUGGGUGGGGGGAAUGUGGAAAGCAGGUUAAUUAGCAGAGUCCCAUCGUACAUGGUUUGGUGCUGCCAACAAAAUAUGGGCCUCAUUCUCACAAGCAUCAAAAUCUAACCUUGCGAUCAUUCUGUGUUCAUUUCCAGGGUUUAAAAAAAACCAUGUUCUUUGGAUACCCUGAAAAAAAAAAAAUCUGAGUAUUGUUUGUGGCAACAAAGCUUCGGCGAGCGCUGGCAGUCCAUCCCCCGCAACAUCCCACACCCCGAUAACGAUGGGGCCCAUUAAACAGUAGUACCAUCCGUGGUUCUGUUCCAUGUAACCAUUUUUUUUUUGGUAUUUUUCGUAUUGAAUCCAGUUGAGCUUUAUGCUUUGAACUGGUCUGGUUACCCAAAGGCUUCAGUGCUAAGGGUGGGCGGGGUCUGCUGCUUGCUGCUAAAUGACAUCAUCCUGUGAUAUCAGCAUUUUACUAAUGAGCAUUUUUGGAUUGCGGUUACCAUGCAGCCCUUAUACUCUGCUUAGAUUUUGGGGGGGGGGGGUUCCCACUAUUUUUUUUUUUAACAUAUAUAUAAUUUUUUCUUUUUUAAAAUUUCAGGACUUGUCAUAGCCCUGGAGAUCAAUCUUAACACUUAUACUGCUGAUUUAUCUGUGUCUUUUAAACUGGGUUUUUAGAUGUGCUAAGUAUAAAACAAAGCAACUAACACACACAAACUUUUCUUGUUCAGAUUUGAACAUAAAGGAAAAAUAGAAGACAAAAAAAAAAAAAACUUUAAAAAAAAAACUACAAAAAAAAGAAAAAACUUCUCUCCUCGCACCGCCGUCUGUAGGAUGUAUAUCUGACCCGUCUGUAUCUGCUACACACGUACUUUGUGAUAAUAACGCUUCUUUCCUGGUUUAGUGGUAACUCAUCGCUAACGCAUCUCAAAGAAACGAAGCCUUCGGAAGGGACGAUCGGUCGCCUUUCCGGGGAUAAAUAUAUAUUGUACGCCCGCUCCCUGUUUUCCGCUCCACCUAAUUUCAUAUAAAUUUCCGCUUUCUCUUUGAAUAAGUUUAUUAAAACAAUUUUUUUUAGCUAGGCAAAACCUCACUAUGAUGAUGAUGAUGAUCUUUGUUAGUACUUCAUGUUUAACGGAUUCUGUCUGUGUUAUUUACAAAUGAGAAAUUUUUUUUUUUUUUUUUGCUUCUGGAUUCUAUUUUCUUCCCUGUUAAUAAAUCCCCCUUUAUGCUAGUCACCUGUUUAGUGGAUGGGUAAUGUGUAACUAUCUCCCACUUUCCCAAAUCUUCCCGUCCUGUAAUCCCUACUCCCAGCAUCUCCAUAGUUUAUCAAUGUAAGUUAGAGCGGUUAAACUCUGGGAAUGUCUGUUGUUGCUGAGAAGGUGACCUCUUACAAUGCAGAAUGUCUAGGAAUGUUUUAUGGAGGAGCUUGGUUUCCAGUUAGAGAGACUUACAGUGCUUAAUAAAGUCUAUUCUUUUAGUAAAA